Molecule: messenger RNA, 939 nt
Organism: Prorocentrum cordatum
Lineage: Eukaryota; Dinophyceae; Prorocentrales; Prorocentraceae
Source: the annotation of a GenBank genome assembly
GACCACAUCCCGUGGGCCGGCCUGCGCGAGGAGGCGGCGCGCAUGGGGCUGUCGCCGGGGCCCGCGGAAGCGCCGUUCUCGCCGCUCGAGGACUCCGAUGUGUGCGACCGCGCCGAGUUUGGGGAGUGGAGGAACUGGUCCAAGGAGGAGCGCGCCGCGGCGCGCGAAUGGUUCGAGGGCAACAUGCGCGUCUACGUCCUGAACCUGCCGUCGGACGAGGAGCGCUGGGAGCGCUGCUUCGCGGCGCUGUCGGCGCAGCGCCUCCGCGCCACGCGCGUCUUCGGCGUGGACAUGCGGAACCCAGGUGCCCUGGAGACCGCCAAGGCCUCCGGGUGGAUGCCGAGCAGCUUCAACUACACCCGCGCGCAGGAGGUCGCUGCCGAGCCGCGGCAGCGCAUGGAAGGCAGCAUCCUCGGCACUCUCGGCUGCGCCUCUGCCCACUUCAAGGCCCAGGCGCAGGCCUUGGAGGAGGGCGCCCGGCUGGCUCUGGUCCUGGAGGACGACUCGUUGCCGGAGCCGGACCUCGUCGAGAGGCUCUGGGCGUUGGUUCGGGAGGAGCUGCCGUGCGACUGGCAGGUGGCCUCGCUGAUGUCCCGCUGCCCUUAUGGCAAGUGCGUCUCGAGGCACCUGCUGCGGGUGCAGCCCGACGGGAACGAGCCGGCCUGGGGCUGCCGCCACGGCGUGAACUGGGGCAUGCACCCAUGCUCUACCGCACCGACGCCCUCGCGGAGGUGCAGCGCGUCUGGAAGUCGCGCGUGUUCAACGAAGAGACGCCGCGCUGCCUCGACGUGGACGUGGCGCUGGCCUCCAUCUCCGACGAGGUCGCGUACUACGCGGUGCCCUCGAGCCAGAGGCCGGGCUUCUUCCGGGAGGGCGAUGGGCACUCGGCGCGCUGGGACAUCAACAUGGACCUCACCACCGCGGCCCCGUCGACGGUGA